AUGGUGGAGGUUUCGACGGCGGCGGCGCCUGAAGGGGUGCUGCACCGGCGGAUUGAGUUCCACCCAGCGCGGAGGCCGCAUGCCUCUGUGGCGGUGGGGGGAGGCGGGUUCCGUAUGGAGACGCUGAACCCUGACGCCGCUGGUAAGGCGGGGGCCGGGGCGGCGGUUGGGAGCAGCGAGGGGGAGGCGAGGAGGCCGGAGAAGGCGGACUCCGGCGGGAUCGAUCCGGAGCUCAGCGUCGCAAGGAUCUACCUCGGGAGAAUUGGUGCUGGUUUGGAAAAUCUUGGGAAUACCUGCUACCUCAACUCAGUUCUGCAAUGCUUGACGUACACGGAGCCGUUCGCAGCCUAUUUACAGAGUGGGAAGCACAAGUCCUCAUGUCGGACACCUGGAUUUUGUGCAUUAUGUGCUCUUCAGAAUCAUGUCAAGACUGCUCUAGAAUCAACUGGAAAAAUAGUGACACCAUUUCGUAUUGUCAAGAACUUGCGCUGCAUUUCUCGCACUUUCCGCAAUUCAAGACAAGAAGAUGCACAUGAGUUAAUGGUUAAUUUGCUUGAAUCCAUGCAUAAAUGCUGUUUACCUUCUGGGGUACCGAGCGAGUCUCAAAGUGCUUAUGACAAAAGUUUAGUUCACAAAAUAUUUGGUGGCCGCCUUAGAAGUCAGGUCAAAUGCACGCGUUGCUCACAUUGCUCCAAUAAAUUUGAUCCUUUCUUGGACCUCAGUCUUGAUAUUGCCAAGGCCACGACUUUAGUGCGGGCACUUGAAAAUUUUACUGAGGAUGAGCUACUAGACGGGGGUCAAAAGCAAUACCAGUGUGAACGUUGCAGGCAGAAAGUUGUAGCAAAGAAACGGUUUACAAUUGAUAAGGCUCCCAAUGUCUUGACAAUCCAUCUGAAGCGCUUCAGCCCUUUCAAUCCUCGUGAGAAGAUUGACAAAAAAGUGGACUUCCAACCGAUUCUCGAUUUGAAACCAUUUGUUAGUGACUCUAAAGGUACAGAUUUUAAAUACAGCCUUUAUGGUGUCCUAGUCCAUACAGGUUGGAACACUCAAUCAGGUCAUUACUAUUGCUUCGUUCGUACAUCCAGCGGGAUGUGGCACAAUCUUGAUGAUAACAAGGUGCGCCAAGUUCGUGAGGCAGACGUAUUGAAGCAAAAGGCUUAUAUGUUAUUUUAUGUACGUAACAGUGUUCAAAAGUCAGUGGUCCGCAAAGAGAACAUCACUGCUAAUUUGCCCAUGAAGAAAACCCCUGAAAAGAUCUCAAGUCUGAAUGGUAUUACCCAAAGCAGUGUAAAAGCACAAAAUUUGAAUGGUGUGUCUCGGUUUGGUGAUAAGGCGCACAACACAAUCAUUGGCUACUCUACAAUUUUCAGCAAGACUAUAACAGGCCAUUGUUCAAAGAAUGAGGUCAAAGCUGAAGAUGCUCCAGCCUCUCAAAACAAUGCCCUGCCUUCCAGACAAGCCCCUGGAGCUCAAAAUAAUGGUGGUACCUUGCCAACUAAACCGAUGCAGGUUGCUGUAAAUAGUCAGGAGACAGCUUCCUCCCACCAACCUGCACCAUUUACAAGUACUUGUGGUGAACAAGCAGUUGUUGGGAAGCCCUUGCAGGAAAUGGAACCUAAGGCUGGUGCGGGGAAAAAUACUUCUGUUGUCUGUGUCAUUGCUAAUGGUGCCGCUACAUUGUCCAAGGCAGACAAACUAACUUCUCAGCCUCAAACAGCUCCAUUUUCCGAGCCAGCUCCCCAUGUAAAUGGCACAGCUGCAGAGUUUGUUGCACGGUCUUUAUCAAAGAAGGAUUCUGUUGUUUCAAAUGGUGUCGUGCCUGGCAUUGGAUGUCUCACUUCCAGUGAGAAAGCAAGGAACUUUCCAGAAUCUGUGGAUCAAGCUAAUGAAACCUCGAAGGCACUUCCUAUGAGUCAGAACAAUACUGCACCAGUAAUUGCUCAAGCAGACUGUGGAGUAGAGAUCGGCUCUGGUGGUAUUAUGCAUGUUGCCGUGGCUGCUUCAUGCAAUGGAACUACAGCGAAAAAGGUGAAUUUGAAGCCAAAGAAGUUUGUGAGGUAUCCUGUUGUGAACAUGUGGUUAGGGUCCAGGCAACUGUUGCUAGCUUCACUAAAGCCAGGGAAGAAAGCGAAACAUAAGAGAAGUAGAACUAGAAGACGUGCUGUAGCUUGUAAGGACGCGGCAAAUAUAUCUUGUUUGAAUGAGCAGUUGACAUCAACAUCGACCACUGCAUGCUCUGAAACUGUAGAAUGUACCUCCAGCCGUCAGAAACAAUCACAUGCUAGUGCAAGGUCCAAAGAUGAUAUCAGGUCCUCCAAAAAGAAGCAGAAGGUCGAUGGAGCUUGUGUUGGUGCUGGCACAAGUGCACCUUCUGGCAGUGCCGACAUUGCAAAGUCUGAUCCAAGCUCUUCUGUAGAUGCUAAUAAGUUUGUAGCAACCCGAGCUGUCAGUAUUCGCGCAACAGACCUGAUGGAAGCUACUGUUCCGUGCUGGGAUGAUGUAGACAUGCCAAAUACAAAGGUUGCUGAGCGGCAACACUCCAAACGCAAGAGCAUUGGUUAUAUCUUAGAUGAAUGGGACGAGGAGUAUGACAAAGGCAAGACAAAGAAAGUACGGAAAUCAAAGCAAGACUUUGGCGGGCCAAACCCCUUCCAGGAGGAGGCAGACUACAUAUCGCAGCGGAGGAUGAAACAGAAAUCCUACCAAGGCAAGUCUUGGAACCAGCCUAACACCAUAGAGGAGUUGAGAAUAUGA
Molecule: messenger RNA, 2754 nt
Organism: Miscanthus lutarioriparius
Lineage: Eukaryota; Viridiplantae; Streptophyta; Magnoliopsida; Poales; Poaceae
Source: the annotation of a GenBank genome assembly